AAUUUAAGAUUCGCUUUAUUUAAUUGCCUUAUAUUGGAAGAGGGGUCAUUUUAGAGGCAUUUUUCAAGCCAACUUUCCUGAGGUUUCUUUCUGCCCGCCUCACUCACUCUCUCUCUCCCUCCCUCCUCCCUGCCUUCCUCCCUUCCUCCAUCCUUUCCGCGCAAACACGCUGCUUUCUCACAGUCACUCAGUGGCGGUGCACUUUCGUGGAAACACCGUGUUGUGUGUGUUUUUGCUUCUGGAGUCUGUAGUCUACACGGCAGCAUCGCUUCUGUCCCUUAGCAGCUUCUGCGUGGAGGCGAGUCGGUAUGUCGGCGUGAGCCUAAGGAAAGACCUAAAGGGCGUUCGCGUUCCUCGAAGUGAUCAUGAAGUCCCCGCGCCUCUGGAUCCUUCUCGGGGUAAUGACCGCAUGUCAGCAGCUCGCCACUUCUGCCACAUACGGAUGUUUGUUUGAUGGGGGUCUUUGCACCAAUGGUCAGGUCUGUUGGGAUGAUGAGUUGUUUGGGCAGUGUCUUACACAGCAGCAAGAGAGAUUUCACUACAGGGUGACUGCAGGCUUACUGGACAGACUACAGUCUUUACUGCAAAUGCUCAUGAGAAAAGGACUGACCUGGCAGGAUGAAGCCACCCAAUUGAUCGUAGAUAAGGAACUUAGCAUGGUUUUAAAGAUCCCACUGUCAUCUGCUGUGAAGAAUACACCCUCCUCAAAAUCUGGUGAAGGUCCAGCAGACCAGCUAAACCCCAAACUCCAGCACUACAUGGACUACAUGAUUGUUGAGCCUCCUCAGUCCUCCCUUCACAGGCAAAGCCUGGAACCUUAUACCUACCAAAAGUAUGGUUACCAAGAUGAUGAGGAGCGCUCUUUAAACCUGGUGGAUGGAAACAUGUACCCAUCAUCUUCCUCCAGAGUGACAAGGCCCCGCCCUAAUGCUUUGGAUAAGGACACCCAGCUGCUUCAGGAUUUGAUGUCUCUUCUUCUCUCCUCUCCUGCACAAGCCACAACUCGCCACCGGGUGGCGACACCCCUCUCCACAUCACCUUUCUUCCAAGGGUUGGAUUUCCCACUUGGGAACAUGGACAUGGACAUGGGAGGUAGUAGCCAGGAACAGAAGAAGAAGUCCUCCAAGGAGUAUAGGCCUGGUAAUGAAGACCCCACUCAACAGAGUCUAAAUAAGCUGCUAAUGCAGCAUGGCUUUGAUCUGACUAAUUUGAACCCCAGAGAAAUGGAAAGUCUCUUCACUGUCCUGGACCUCCUGCAGAAUGAACCUCCAAUCCCACACAAUCAGGAUCAUAAGGUGGAUCCGUCCACACCACAGAAGAUGAUCACUGAGGGAGAAAUGACACACAUGGUGCAAAAAGCUCCAGUACCAGCAAUUUCACCCCCUUCCACUUUUGCUAUGGAGGGUUCCAUCAAUGAUGUAUCUUCAAAAACUAAUGAUAUUAAAGAGGAGGAGAGAGUAGAGCCUCCUGCCGCUUUGCUAAAACAGGAGAAGGGGUGGAAGGUAGAGGAAAAGGAGUGGAAAGGAGUUCCCAAUACAUCACCAGCGAAAAAUCAAACCAAAUACAAAGAAGAGUAUGGAUAUAUUGUUACAAACAAGAGUCCCCUUUCUCUGUUUGAUGGCGUUCGUCUUUUGGUGGCCCUGACUAAGAGAAUCCAUCUCACCAUUGGCUCUUUUAUCAACAUCAGCGUGGUAGGUCCGGCUCUCAUGUUCCAAGUUCGCCCGAAUAGACAGAACCUGUCAAACGCCGAUGUAGCGGACAAGGCUGUGGCUGAAAAGGACUUUCUAGAAUCUGAAACUGGCCUGAAUGUGCUCCAGGCUGGUGUGGGAGAGAAAAAUGACGGGCUGCCGGUGGCAACGCGUGUGCACAACAGCAGCCAGUGGGUGUUUCUUAUGUUUGUGGGCGUGGCUUGUGUGGGUGGGCUCUUAGUGGGCUCACUAACGAUUGCAUGCUUGCGUAGCCAUGCUCAACAUCUGGCCUCCAGGAAGUUGGGCUUGGGUCCAGAGGGAGGCAGGGGCACACACUAUGCAUAUCAGGAUCUCUGUAGGCAGCACAUGGCUGCGAAAUCCUCCUCGGGAAGACAAGAGUGUGGGGUCACAACCGGAGGGAGUGGGACAGGGGGAGCGGUAGGAGGAGCUGGAACAGAUGCUUCGAGGGUCAGUAGCGUAUCGUCUCAGUUCAGUGAUGCCCCUCAGGCCAGCCCCAGCUCACACAGCAGCACUCCCUCCUGGUGUGAGGAGCCAGCACAGUCAAACAUGGACAUCUCCACUGGCCACAUGAUACUGGCAUAUAUGGAAGACCACGUGAGGAAUAAGGAUCGCCUGCUGAAGGAGUGGGAGGCAUUGUGCUCCUACCAAGCCGAACCCAGCACCGUGUCUGUCGCUCAGAGUGAAUCAAACAUUAAAAAGAACCGCUGCCCCGAUGUCGUGCCAUAUGAUCACUCCCGGGUGAAACUGAAGGUCGAGGUUAACCCCUCAAGAGCUGACUACAUCAACGCCAGCACCAUAAUUGAGCAUGACCCCAGAAUGCCAGCGUACAUCGCCACCCAAGGACCACUUUCGCAUACAAUCUCUGACUUUUGGCAGAUGGUCUGGGAGAAUGGAUGUACUGUGAUUGUGAUGAUGACCGCACUUGUCGAGGAUGGAGAGAAGCAGUGUGAUCGCUAUUGGCCUGAUGAGGGCUCAUCCCUCUACCACAUCUAUGAGGUGAACCUGGUGUCGGAGCACAUCUGGUGCAAUGAUUUCCUGGUACGGAGCUUCUACCUGAAAAAUGUGCAGACGCAGGAGACACGCACUCUCACCCAGUUCCACUUUCUGAGCUGGCCUGCACAGGGUAUUCCAACCUCCACGCGCCCUCUGCUGGACUUCCGCAGGAAGGUAAAUAAAUGCUACAGAGGACGCUCCUGCCCAAUUAUAGUCCACUGCAGUGAUGGUACAGGCCGGACUGGAACAUACAUCUUGAUUGACAUGGUUCUGAACCGCAUGGCAAAAGGUGUGAAGGAAAUCGAUAUCGCUGCAACCCUAGAGCACAUUCGUGACCAGAGACCGGGAAUGGUGCGCACAAAGGACCAGUUUGAGUUUGCCCUGACUGCUGUGGCUGAAGAAGUCAAUGCCAUUCUUAAAGCCCUUCCCCAGUGAGACCCAAGCGUGAAAUCCACACACACACACCACUAUACAAUCCAUAUAGAAUACAUUCAUGCAUGAGUAAACUACUAACUGGUCCUCAUGUGUCUGAAUCUCAGCCCAUACCGCUCCAGCAUGUCUGCACGUGCACACAUUCAGCCAGUCUGCGUUCCUGAAGUAGAUCAAUCACGUUACAUCAUCUCAUCUUCAGCUCUUUGCACAUACAGAACAAGACAGCUUAUUUCAGGAAAUCAAACCCUUCAGGAUCACUCCUUAUCGUUCGUCACUCUAUUAAAAUCGGAAAGAGUAGAGUAAUCCGCCGUUCCUCGUGUUUGCUCCGUCUGCGUUUCCACUCUCGUAACCAUAGUAAUGGCUUUGUACCGAUUUCACCUCAGCAGUGCUGCGAGUGUUUUUCGGAGACAAGAUUCUCUCGUCUCCGGUUGCAUUAGUCGAGCUCAGGCUAAGAUCCAAUCUGACCAAACUCUGUUCGAUAGGUUAAUAGAGUUUGAUGGAAAUUGGUUCCUAGUGAAUGUGACUGAAUGUUUCUGCUUUGUUCCUCUUUUUUCUCUAUACCUCUUGCACACUUUGACCUUCUUGAUUGUAAUUGUUCUUUUCGUCUUGCAUUCCAGCAUAAAAAAAAUCUAAAAAUAUAAUAUAUAUAUAUAUAUAUAUAUAUACGUAUCUAAUAAAGAAAUAUUAAUUUUGUAUUUUGUGGUGAAUAAUAAAAGUUUUGUGUA
Silurus meridionalis is the source of this 3859-nucleotide messenger RNA. It is a transcript of the gene ptprnb, whose product is annotated as protein tyrosine phosphatase receptor type Nb. Gene Ontology annotation, cellular component: secretory granule. Gene Ontology annotation, biological process: protein dephosphorylation. The coding region runs from base 366 to 3137 and encodes 923 amino acids. The transcript is spliced from 23 exons. NCBI's taxonomy places the organism in Eukaryota, Metazoa, Chordata, Actinopteri, Siluriformes, Siluridae. The record is from RefSeq and is a predicted model, not a curated record. Gene Ontology annotation, molecular function: protein tyrosine phosphatase activity.